Messenger RNA from Helicoverpa zea (corn earworm), 1286 nucleotides. Its product is annotated as tRNA methyltransferase 10 homolog A. Bases 257 to 1183 code for a protein of 308 amino acids. Gene Ontology annotation, molecular function: tRNA binding. Gene Ontology annotation, biological process: tRNA N1-guanine methylation. The transcript is spliced from 4 exons. Gene Ontology annotation, cellular component: nucleoplasm; nucleus. NCBI's taxonomy places the organism in Eukaryota, Metazoa, Arthropoda, Insecta, Lepidoptera, Noctuidae. The record is from RefSeq and is a predicted model, not a curated record.
AUCACAACAAGCUGACUGACAACGAAAAUACUUGCAUAACCUAAACAUGUGUACUUCCAAGACAAAUAGAUAUUUAUUUUAAAGUAUUAAGCUUGCCGCGAAUUAACUGUUAUACUCAGUAAAUUUAAAGAAAACUAAUUUCAUUUUACUGAUAGUUCUAUUAAGAUAGGAGUUGUACUGAAUCUCACGUGGAGUGAUACAUCUUUCACAGUAUGUUCUGACUGAGUUAUAAAAACUCAAUAAAGUCUAGUUGAAAAUGGAUAUAAAGGAAGAUACUUCUGCCAAAGAUGAUUUGAAUGUAAUCAAUGAACCGGACGAAAAUAACUUCGCUCAAUACACACUAUUUGAUAUCACGAUAGAUUCAGGUUUGAAAGACGAUGAAGGUAAUGAAAUUCCGAGACCUUUCACAAAAAACCAAAUGCGCAAAUGGCUAAAAAAAGUGAAAUGGGAAAACCGAAAAGCGGAGAAAAGGGCAAAAGAGAAAGCAAGAGCUAAAGAAAGAAGGCGUGAGGCACGAGAAGCCAAUAUCGACCUAGGCCCAAACCGAAAAGCGUUAAAGAAAAUGAAGUUAGAAAGGCCGAAAAAAAGUACUGCUGUAGUUAUAGAUCUAAGUUUUGAUCACUUGAUGAUGGAAAAAGAUAGGUUUAAAGUAAUAAAACAAAUUCUUCGUUGUUAUUCAAUCAACAGGAGAUCAGAGACACCUGUUCAAUUUCAUAUUACUAGUUUUGGAGAAAAGUCCAAAAGUGAUAUGUCUAGGCAUAAUGGAUAUGAACAUUGGGAUAUAGACUUUCAUGAAGCACCAUAUCUUGAGGUUUUCCCUAAAGACAAAAUAGUCUACUUAACUAGUGAAUCAGACAAUGUUAUUGAACAGUUUGAAGAAAACACUGCCUACAUUAUUGGUGGUUUAGUAGAUCACAAUAAACAUAAGGGACUCUGCUAUAAGAUAGCAGUAGAACAAGGUAUCAGGCAUGGACAACUACCAUUAGAUAAAUACAUCAAUAUGAAAACUAGGAAAGUACUGACUAUAGACCAUGUAUUUGAGAUAGUCCUGAGGGUGUGUGAAGGGGUGCCAUGGCAAGAGGCAUUAUUAAAAGUUUUACCGCUCAGAAAAGGUGCAUAUGUAUGUGACAAUGUUAGUAAUUCUAGUUCAAGCCAAGACAUCUCAUGUAACAGUGAGGUAUAAAAUUAAGUUUAUAUUUAUGAAAAUACAACAAUAUGUAUAUUUGUUAUGUAUAAUUCUUGUUAUGUUUACUUCUCAAAAGAAUAAUAAACAUUUUUUUUAAGAA